This is a messenger RNA of Sinocyclocheilus grahami, 5231 nucleotides long. RefSeq names its product TBC1 domain family member 8B (gene tbc1d8b). The record is from RefSeq and is a predicted model, not a curated record. Gene Ontology annotation, molecular function: calcium ion binding. Bases 152 to 3604 code for a protein of 1150 amino acids. The transcript is spliced from 21 exons. Lineage: Eukaryota; Metazoa; Chordata; Actinopteri; Cypriniformes; Cyprinidae.
CAGCGGCGCCGGGGUUGCUGUCUUGGCUCAGUUUCUGUCGACGUGGGAAAAGCGGCGCAAGAGCAAGCAACACUCAAUCGAUGGGUGUAUGCGCUUGAGAUGAUACGAGUGUCAUGCGAGAGGACGCGCGUCUCUGAAAACAGAUUCCAGCAUGUGGCUCAAACCCGAAGAGGUGCUUCUCAAAAACGCGCUGAAGUUAUGGGUGACGGAGAAAUCCAACGAUUACUUCGUGCUGCAGCGCAGACGCGGAUACGGUGAGGACAGCGGCGGGUUGACAGGCCUGCUGGUCGGAACUUUGGACACAGUUCUUGACUCCACAGCUAAAGUCGCCCCGUUUCGCAUUUUACACCAGACGCCCGACUCUCAGGUGUACUGGAGCAUCGCCUGUGGGGCAUCUUUAGAGGAGAUCUCACAGCACUGGGACUGGCUGCAGCAGAACAUCAUCAGAACUCUCUCUGUGUUUGAUUCUGGCGAAGACAUCACCAGUUUUGUCCAGGGAAAGAUAAGGGGUCUGAUAGCAGAGGAGGGCACAUCAGCCGCUGACGAGGAGGAUCCCGAACGCUUCCGGGAGGCUGUGCUGCGCUUUGAACGUCUGUUCGGUUUGCCUCAGAGAGAGAAGCUUGUGACGUAUUUCUCUUGCAGCUACUGGAGAGGACGAGUGCCAAACCAGGGCUGGAUCUACCUCAGCACCAACUUCCUGUGUUUCUACUCCUAUAUGCUGGGAACUGAGGUGAAACUGGUGUAUCCCUGGGAUGAGGUGAGCCGCCUGGAACGUACGUCGAGUGUGUUGUUGGCAGAGAGCAUCCGUGUGUGUGUGCGUGGAGAGGAUCAUUUCUUCUCAAUGCUCCUGAGGCUCCAGCAGACAUACCUGAUAAUGCAGCAGCUGGCCGACUACGCCAUUGUGCGCUUCUUCGACAAAGAAACAUUUAAUGCUGAACAUCCACUUGCCAACCCUCUUCACAUCACACAGAGGGCUCUGGAAAUCCAUGCACGGAAUCAGUCAUUUCGAGCAUUUUUCCGGUUGCCGCAGGAGGAGAAUCUUUGUGAAGUGCAUGAGAGUUUCCUCUGGGUUCCAUUCAGCCAUGUCAAUACGCUUGGAAAAAUCUGUGUCUCUGAGAACUAUCUGUGCUUUGCAAGCCAAGAUGGGUCUCCGUGCCAUCUCAUAAUCCCUCUAUGGGAGGUGUUUAGUGUGGAGCUGCCAGAUCGCGGUAGUCGUGCCCUGACUGUGUGUCUUCGUGGCAAGAGAGCUUUGCGUUUUUCUGAGGUUCGGGAUUUUGAGCGACUUGCUGCCACCAUCCGCAGAAAGUGUGGGACAGCAGGAAGCCCCCAGCACUACAUCAGUAAUCCGGAUGAGCAGGGUGUUAUGGUGGGGCAAAGUCAAGCCGUCAGCACUGAAGCUCUUAUGAACGUCUUUCAUCCACAUGAUGCAGAAAACCUUGACCCCAAAAUGCUGAAGGAGAGAAUGAAGGAGCAGUCGUGGCAGAUCCAUUUUACUGAAUAUGGCCGUGGAACUGGAAUGUUUUGCACCAAAAAAACAGGGGAUCUCAUUGUACGAGGAGUUCCAGAGACCCUCAGAGGAGAACUGUGGAUGCUCUUCUCAGGUGCAGUACAUGACAUGACCUCUCACCCCGGAUACUAUGGACGGCUGUUGGAGGAGUGUAUGGGCAGCAGCUCGCUUGCGUGUGAUGAGAUUGAGAGAGAUCUGCAUCGCUCACUCCCAGAACACCCAGCAUUCCAGAGCGACACUGGAAUCUCGGCUCUUCGCCGCGUCUUGACUGCCUACGCUCAUCGCAACCCCAAAAUCGGCUACUGCCAGGCGAUGAAUAUCCUGACGUCUGUGUUGCUGCUGUAUGCUAAAGAAGAAGAGGCUUUCUGGCUGCUGGUCGCUGUGUGUGAACGAAUGCUCCCAGACUACUUCAACCGUAGAAUUAUUGGAGCCCUGGUGGACCAGGCUGUGUUCGAGGAACUUAUCCGUGAGCAUCUAACCCAGCUGACCGAACACAUGACAGACCUGUCAUUCUUCUCGUCAGUGUCGUUGUCAUGGUUCCUGACUCUCUUCAUCAGCGUACUGCCAAUAGAGAGCGCUGUGAAUGUUGUCGACUGCUUCUUUUAUGAUGGUAUCAAAGCCAUUCUGCAGCUUGGCCUUGCUGUCCUUGACUACAAUAUGGACAAUCUUCUUUGUUGCCAUGACGACGCAGAAGCUGUCACAGUCCUCAACAGGUUUUUUGACAGUGUCACAAAUAAAGACAGUCCCCUGCCAGCUACAGUACAGCAGGCAUCUGCAACAGCCAAUGACAAAUCAAUACAAAAGGUUGACAUCAGCGAUCUCAUCAAAGAGGCAUAUGAGAAAUAUGGAGACAUUCGAACAGAGGAAGUGGAAAACAUGCGGAAGAGGAACAAGCUGUAUGUCAUUCAAACACUAGAAGACACAACAAAACAAAAUGUACUGCGUGUUGUUGCUCAAGAUGUGAAAUUCAGUGCUGCUCAACUGGAUGAGCUCUACAUGCUUUUUAAGAAGCAGCACUUUGUGAGCUGUUACUGGUCAGUAUGUAGUCCUGCCCUGCAGAACCAUGACCCCAGCCUGCCAUAUCUGGACCAGUAUCAGCUAGAUCAGUCCCAGUUUAGUAGCCUGUUUAACCUCCUGCAGCCGUGGACCACACACACGCAUGUGCGCUCACUGGCACGAUCAGCCUUCCGGCUUCUGGACGAGAAUGGAGACGGACUUGUGAACUUCAAAGAAUUCAUGUGCAGUCUGGAUAUCCUGUACAACAGACCUUUCACAGAAAAACUAAAAUUUCUCUUCAAAAUGCACCUUCAACCAGGGACCCAGCAGUGUACGAUUUUACCGUCGUCUAGAUUUUUUCCUCCGGCUGAAGAUCACUCUUUCUCUACUCGUCUUUCUGACUCUGCAGAGGAUGGAGUGAUCAGAAAAUGUCCAGAGAGAGGUCGUGCUAAAGUAGAUCUGCAGGAAUAUCUGAAACAGUGGCAGGAAGACUUGCAGCGGAGAGAGGAGAAUAUUAAAGAUCUGCCCAGAAUUCAUCAGGUGCAGUUUAUUGGUUUGACGAAGACACUGUACGGUGUGUUCCAUGGCAACGAGGAGGAGGAGAGUCUGUACCGUGCUGUGGCGCGAGUGACCAGUCUUCUGCUGCGCAUGGAGGAGGUAGGGCGGAAGCUACAGGAGAGCAGCCCUCAGAAAACGCCCCAAAGUACACCCACCAGCACGGCUCAGCCAGAGACCUCCCCAACAUUACCCACCAGCCCUGAGACCGAAACCCUCGCCGAGGGUGAAGGCGACCAACCCGAGUCUCAGGCCAAUCAACAAGAAACUGCCCCAUCCCACUCUGACAUUACCCCGACCUCAACCUCACGUCCUUCCACGCCCACCAGCAGUCCCACCGGAACCAGCAGCCCCGUGUUGGACACGCCAACAGACACCCCCAGCUCGCCCUCUGCAGUCAGAGACGGGGACUGGAGUUUCUCCUUCGAGCAGAUUCUUGCGUCUCUCCUGAAUGAACCGUCUGUCGUUCGCUUCUUCGAACGGGCCAUUGACACAGAUUCUCUGAUCGGACAUGCACGCAAAAACCAGCUUAAAGAUGCACACUAACACACUAUAUCAGAGCAAUCACAGCAAAACACUGCCCUUAAAGCCAUAAACCCUCUCCCUUCCUCUUUCUCUUUUCUGUGCGACUUGUACAGGUCAGUGUUUGUGAAACGCUUAUGUCCGUUACAGAUGAGGAAAUUGUUUUAUUUAUAUACAGAUGCACAAGUACAAAUCAAAGGGACCCCCAAGAAAAUAAUUGAAGUAUAAAAUGUUCAGAGAUUGCACAGUAUGAAGAAAAACAGGUAUUUUGAUGUAAUAUAGAUGAGGUAUUAUAUUAUAAAUAAUAUAAAUGGCAAUGUGUGAGUUGGGAUGACGGCAUGAAAAGGCUUUGCCUGCUUUAUCCAUUAAGUAACCUCGAAACAGCUCACAUGCACUACGUCUGUCAUUCCCAGCCUGACAUGUAGGACCACAAAAGGAAGGAUGAUUGUAAGGGAAAUCAACUGCUAAUGGCUGAAAAAAUUCUAUUGUUUGAGAAUUCAUUCAAAAUAUCUUGUUCCAUAACACGCAUGUCGCUUUACAUUACGUAACUUGCUCGAAUGAGCUAUGAAAUUCUUUCCUUCUUUCUGUAGAGGCUUGAUUAGGAAUGCCCAGAAUGGUUAUGCUAAUGAGGAGGCGGAGUUUAGUCCACAUCAUAUCACAUUCCACUGCACUGAUGGUCUGUAUUAUUCCAGAUUAUAGUCAUGUAAUUCUGAUUCACUGAAUGUGUUUGUGUCUACAAACCGAAAUCUGUGGUUUAUGCCUUAUUGGUUUUUGAUUCAGGACUUCAGUACGAUCACAAGUGCUUCCAUUUAAUGAAACCUAUUUCAUCUUUAAACAUGUUUCGCAAUCGUUUUGGAGAUUAGUAUCAAAAUAUAUUUGAAUUUUGUCAUAAAACAAGAAAUAUAUUUUCUGUCAUUAUUUUACAGAUUAAAAAAAUAUCAUAGAGAACAUACUGAAAUGCUUUAGCAAGAAAAAUAUUUAGAACUGUUGCGCUGUAAAUGAUAUGCAAAAAGUGUAUAAGUAAUUAUUCUGUCAGUUCAUGUAGUCGGAAGCUGUAAGAAACAUUAAGUGAUAAAUCACUUCACCUAUCAUAAGAGUUGUUGUAUGAUGCUUAAAAUGGACAAAUGGAUAUGCAGAAUCGUUCUUAAUUUAGAAUUUUGUGUAAAUGUUGAGAGCUUGUGGUGAUGAGUGCAAGAAAGGGAAGUUGGUGUUUUGUGGUUAUUCCGUUUGACGUUGUGUCAGGUCUACACCGGCUAAACAAAGUUUUUCGUUCUGUGUGUAAUAAAGUAAUUAUGUUCUUCUGAAGCUAAAGGCACCUCAGAGUAGGAAGCCGUAAUGCGUAUUUUCCAUUCGAUUGGUUGGUCAUCUAAGGAAGCUGUUGUUUUGGUUUUGUAUUCUUGCACACUAACCACAAAUUCCAUAGAAAUACUUGCAGAAGGAGUUGCAUUGAAAGAUAAAUGAUUAGUAUUACAUCUCAGAGUCGCUCUCGUACUGUUCUUGCUGAACAUUUGAUGUUCGCUUCAUGUACUUCAGGGUAAUAGUGUGGUCGGUUUAAUUUUUAGUUUUUUUAAUGUUUUUUUUUUGUCUUAAAUAUAUAACUUUGUUACAAUCUGUUUGUGCCUCAUAAACUGUCACAUUAUGAAAAUGUAAU